AGAAAACAUAAAAUGGCUUCUUUGGCAAGUCAUGGAGCAGCACCCGGUGGGAGAGUGCCUGUCGGAGACCCUUCUGCAGUGCCUGUUGACCUCGAAAAGAAAGAGGCUUAUUACUUACGUAUGCAUUUGCUCAUAGUAAAAGAGGUAACGACCUUGUUAAGGACACGAUUUGACCUGGCUGUGCCGCCACAUCAACUUCAUGCAACGUUGCAAAAUUCUAAUAACAUGACCACCUUAAAGUAUACAAAGAAAAAUAAUCUUAUUAAUAAAACGCAGUGGGGUCUUUUAUUUCCGCAAUACCAUCAACCGUCUUCGGAUACUUUUGACGUUACUCUCCUAGCUUGUCUACUUAGAAACAUCUGUGGACUUAAGUCAAAGUCGAGAUGGUGGAGUGAAACUGUCAACAGCAAUAUUCCUGAUAAUGUAGUAACUGAGGAAGCUGACAUUGCCCGAUUGAGGAACUUAAGAAAUUAUAUGCUGCACAAACAAGUUGCUUCUUUAGAGCAGAGUGAAUUUGGAGACAUGUGGGACCUCGCAGAAAAGGUACGUUUGUAUAAUUUAUAACUUGUUGACUUGAGAAUAAAAUCAUUUAAAUUGUUAAUAAUUCAUCUAGACAGCUUGACUGUUGUUGCUCUAUUCUUUAGCGGGUGAAAAUUAUAAUGCAUUUACUUUCUUAUUAGGCGGCAUGAAACUAAUUAUCUUGGACAUGAAAAAGGGAUCACUUUUGUUUUCCAAAAGAAGUUCAUUUAACGUUACAAAUGCACAUCUAAACGAUUAAAGUAUGUGUCGAAAUAUAUGUUCUCAUACUAUCUUCUUAACCGUAUACACUGUAUACGUUAAAGAUCCGUUUAUCAAUUGCCCAGAUUUUUGCAUUCUUAUUUCAGAUAAAACUGAUGUAAAGUUAUUUAAUAUCAAAACAAUCCUACAUCAUAGAUGACUGCAUUUCUAUUUGCUGAAGUUGCUCCAUUUUUAUGUAAAUCAUGGACCGAGCUUGUAUGGAUUAAAAAUUGCGAGUAUAAUUUUAAUAGUAGGUUUCUAACGGAAACUAGCAUAUAUUUAAAUUUACCUUUAUUACGGAACAGCUUUGAUAAUGCAUAUACGGUUUGUUUCAAAAGCUAUAAAUGUACAUAUACAAAAAUACCCACUUUAAAUUGACGUCUGCAUGUUCAAUUUAAGUCUAGGGAUACCUAGCUAUUUUAAAUAAAAAAUAAUAUAAUUAAUCGUUGUCAUUCUGUUGCUAAAUUCUGAUGUCCUCUUAACAUUGUCAUUACAAUCGUU
Molecule: messenger RNA, 1278 nt
Organism: Ruditapes philippinarum (Manila clam)
Lineage: Eukaryota; Metazoa; Mollusca; Bivalvia; Venerida; Veneridae
Exons: 2
Coding region: 13-564 (183 amino acids)
Source: RefSeq, a predicted model, not a curated record